This is a messenger RNA of Lactuca saligna, 2119 nucleotides long. Lineage: Eukaryota; Viridiplantae; Streptophyta; Magnoliopsida; Asterales; Asteraceae. The record is from the annotation of a GenBank genome assembly.
UUUUUGACCAAGUAACUGCGUACCAUUUUCAUUCAUCCUUAGAUAUGUUCAUCCUCCAUUGUACACUCGCUGCCAUCACUCCACCUUGUUAACAAAAAUGAAGCAACUUCAUGUUUUUCAUAUUGUUAUCUCGAUCUUAUUAUCAACAGCAUCAACAGAAGCUCUUGAUUACGCUAAGACAGGAUGCAAAGAUACUUGUGGGGGAAUCCAGAUUCCAUUCCCUUUUGGGAUUGGACCAAACUGUUCUGUGAACGAAUGGUAUGCUAUUGAUUGCAACUCUUCAAAACCAUAUCUAUCCGCAUUCCACAACCUGGAGGUGUUGAGUGUGAGGUUGAAAGAACAAAUAGUCAUAGUUAAGAUCCCAACAAUCUCUGGUUGCCAGAAUCCAUUGCAGAAUAACACUGAUCUUAUCCCAAGUGUCGACCUUGGUGAGAGCCCCUUCCUAUUUUCCAAAACUCAUAACGUAUUCAUCGUUGAGGGGUGUGGUCAUGCUGCUAUCUUGGAUGAUCAGAACCAUUUCACUGGAUGUUCAACUACUUGCCUCAAUGAAUCAAUCAGUGAAAAAAAAAAUUAUUCUGGCAUCAGUUGUCAAACUACAAUUCCUCAUUAUUUACAGUCCUACACUGUGGAUCUUUCGCGUUUACAAAGGCUUGAUGGAGGUGGACAUUGUGGGUCUGCCUUUUUGGUGGAUGAAACAUAUGCUGACUAUUGGUAUGAAGAUUAUGGUGUCAAGAAUAAGUCUUUUAUUCCAAUAUCACUUAUGUGGACCCUAAAAAACGAUGAAAUACCAAAUUGUUGGGAAGGAAAUUUCAGGAGACCAUCGCUGGAUUUGGGUAACGGUAGUAAUGUGUAUUAUAUGAAGUGCUACUGUGGUUUUGGACGAGAAGGAAACCCUUAUUUGUACAAUCAAUGCCAAGAAUCUGAAAGGUGUAAAGAGUGUCGGGAUUCUGGACGAAUCUGCCAUUAUGACGAAGGAUAUGCUGAUGAUUUAGAUUACCGGGGGAAUUUCUUUUGUGUGUAUCCAUCGGUAUAUAGUACCCCAGAUCUUGCAAGAAGCAAAUCACCAAUAGGUGUUAUUCUAGGUACUAGCAUAUCCAUAGGGUUGAUCUUCCUAGCAAAGAUGAUCUUCGAGUUGUACAAACUAAUCAAGAAAAUAAAAACCAAGAGACGGAGAGAGAAGUUUUUUAAACACAAUGGUGGCCUACUUCUUAAACAACGAGAAGCAACUGACACUAGUUUAGUUGAUAAAACCAUACUUUUCACCUCUACUGAGUUGGAGAAGGCGACUAACCAUUUUGAUGAUAACAGAAUUCUUGGUCGAGGGGGUCAAGGCACAGUGUAUAAAGGCAUGUUAUCAGAUGGAAGGAUUGUGGCAGUUAAGAAAUCAAAAGUUGUUGAUGAGAGCCAACUAGAGCAAUUCAUCAAUGAAGUUGUCAUUCUUUCACAAGUUAAUCAUAGGAAUGUUGUCAAACUAUUGGGAUGUUGCCUUGAGACAGAGGUUCCUAUACUUGUCUCUGAAUUCAUCCCAAAUGGCACAUUGGAUGUAAAGACCACUAAUAUACUUAUGGAUGAAACGUAUAGAGCCAAGGUAUCUGAUUUUGGAACAUCAAGGUUGGUAUCAAUAGAUCAAACUCACUUAACGACCUUAGUCAAAGGAACAUUUGGUUAUUUGGAUCCAGAGUACUUCCAAUCCAGUCAGUUCACCGAAAAGAGUGAUGUCUAUAGCUUUGGAGUUGUUUUGCUAGAACUUUUGACAAGAGAAAAGCCAAUUUCAUUUACAAGAUUUGGUGAAAAUAGAAAUUUAGCUACACACUUUAUGCUGGCCAUGGAAAAAGGCCAUGUGAUGUCUAUUUUUGAUGCAAUGGUUGUGAAGGAGGGUUCUAGGGAUGAGCUCUUAGCUAUAGCUAACUUAGCAAGUCGAUGCUUGGAUGCUAAUGGAAGAAACAGACCAACAAUGAAGGAAGUAGCCAUGGCAUUGGAAGGUAUGAGAACAUCACAUGUGCCGUCAACUGUUCAAAUGAUUUUUGGAAAAGUGAACUCUAGCACAAAUAUAUUUAUGCUACCAAGUGAUGUGUCAACGUCAACAACAAUUAAUUUCAGAGAAAACAUUAGUAAAUGA